Molecule: messenger RNA, 861 nt
Organism: Eufriesea mexicana
Lineage: Eukaryota; Metazoa; Arthropoda; Insecta; Hymenoptera; Apidae
Product: transmembrane protein 223
Exons: 6
Coding region: 1-783 (260 amino acids)
Cellular component (GO): mitochondrion
Source: RefSeq, a predicted model, not a curated record
AUGAGACUUAUAUUCAUCUUCUAUAUUCAAAUUUUUAUUUUUUCAUUUUUCAGUUCUGUAAUUACAAUGCUAUCAAAUAUCUUAUUUAGGAAGGUAACAAACUCUGUUUGUAAAAUACGAAUUGUUUAUUACUCAUUAGUACAGAAUACUAAAUAUAAAAAUCCUGUAUUACAUAAAUCUUUCCAUUCUUCAUUUAAAUGUAUGUCUAAAAUAGAAAAUACAAGGAAAUAUGAAAAACUAAAUAAGAGGUUAGACACAUUAUAUAUAAAUACAAAUGUACAAAAUAAUGUAAUAUUGUACAAGAAUGAAAAUAUAAAGGAUUUCGUUAUAUUGAAAAUAGUAUUCUUUGCAUGGUGCAUUUGUAAUAUAAUAAUAGCCUUAACCAACUAUAAUUCAAACUUUAUAUCAACAUGGAAUAAAUACUCUUUCAAUGAAUAUGUGAAAGUACAUGGUUUCAGUUUUAUUCUUUUUGGAUAUGCUAUAGUAAUAGGACCUAUUUCUAGUGUAAUUUUAUACAAAAUUAAUCAGAAAGUAAUAAAAUAUAUAAUUUUACAUAAAGGUGGUCAAAAAGUCUCUUUAGUUACUAAUCAUGUGUUAAAAACUUUCCAUGUUAUUACAGUUCCUGUUAAUAAGGUAAAAGUUGAUAUUGCAAGAGCACGAAUGAUAAAUUACUUACCACUAAAAGUACAAGGUGAUUAUUUCUCUUAUUUUAUUGAUGGUACAGGAAAAUUUGUAAAUGAAGAAUUAUUUGAUUAUACAGUUGGGAGGGCAAAAGGAUGGUAAAGGUGCUGAACCAACAUGUCCUUGCCAAUAUCGUGUCCAAUAAAGAUCUUCUGGAUUAAUAUCAUGUGGAUGUUUUGC